Molecule: messenger RNA, 2157 nt
Organism: Aspergillus oryzae RIB40
Lineage: Eukaryota; Fungi; Ascomycota; Eurotiomycetes; Eurotiales; Aspergillaceae
Product: telomerase reverse transcriptase
Exons: 2
Coding region: 1-2157 (718 amino acids)
Biological process (GO): telomere maintenance via telomerase
Cellular component (GO): telomerase catalytic core complex
Molecular function (GO): telomerase RNA binding; telomeric repeat DNA binding
Source: RefSeq, a predicted model, not a curated record
AUGAAACCGAAACUCAGUCUGACAGACUAUGCAACACCAGCUUCGUCAGUAUCUGCUUUCUGUCGAGCAGUACUGCGAAGCUUAAUACCUCCCCAAUUUUAUGGCAUAGGUCAACAUAAGCUCAACAAUCAGCAUGUUGUCUUCAAACACGUCGAUCGAUUCGUGCGCAUGCGACGGUUUGAAAGCCUAAGCAUUCAUGAAAUCUGCAAGGGGAUUAAGAUAACAUGCAUACCAUGGCUUGAACCCCCGGCAGUCCACGACCAGAAUUCUCCAAAGAACAAAGUUUCAUUGUCUGAUUUACAAAAACGCACUGAAAUAUUACACGAAAUUAUCUACUACAUAUUCGACUCGAUUUUGAUACCUCUUGUACGGGCCAACUUUUACGUCACUGAAUCUCAAACCCACCGCAAUCGCUUAUUCUAUUUCCAGCACGAUGUCUGGCGUCACUUGACUGAGCAGCCCUUGGCUGACCUGAAGCUUUCUACAUUCGAGGAACUGAAGUCAGACAAGGCGGAGCGUAUGCUCGGUCGUAGGUCUCUGCCAUAUGGUACCUUGCGGCUCCUUCCAAAGUCAACGGGCAUUCGCCCAAUUCUGAAUCUACGACGAAGAAUGUUGGUAAACAACAAAUGGGCGGGAAGCAAAGGCCGCUUCUUUGGGCAAAGUGUCAACUCAACCAUCACCCCUAUCUAUGGCAUUUUGAACUACGAGAAGAUGCGGAAACAAGACGACCUAGGCUCGUGUUUAUUUUCUGUAGGAGAUAUUCAUUUGCGGCUCAAAGCCUUCAAAGAACGCCUGCUACUACAUUACCACGAAGCUGGCUCGUUGCCGGUCUUUUAUUUUGUCAAACUAGACAUCCAGUCUUGCUUCGAUACAAUACCUCAGGAUAAACUGGUCCGUCUCAUUGAGGACCUAGUAUCCGAAGAAGCGUAUCACUUCACCAGGCAUGUCGAAAUGCGCCCGCCAGAUGAAUUUGGUAGCAUGUGGCCGAUGCGCGAAGCAAGGCAGAGCAAAGCUUUCCGCAAGUUCGUGGCCAGAGCAGCACCUGCUGCGAGACCACAGCAUCUGACGGAAGCAAUCAAUAAUGGUGGAACUACCAACAGAAGGAACACGGUUUUUGUGGAUACGACGGGACAGAAAGAGUAUGAUACUGAGGAUUUGCUGGAUUUGCUCCACGAGCACGUCCGCAAUAAUCUGGUGAAACUUGGCAGGAAGUAUUUCCGCCAGCGUAAUGGUAUUCCCCAGGGCUCGGUGCUGUCUAGUAUUCUCUGCAACUUAUUCUAUGCAGAAAUGGAGCGCGAAGUUCUAGCGUUUCUACAGUCGGAUGAAACGCUGCUUCUGCGUCUUGUUGACGACUUUUUACUGGUCACCUCGAAUCCCGACCUUGCCAAGCGUUUCUUGGAAGUGAUGAUCAAAGGACAGCCUGCAUAUGGUGUCUCUGUCAACCCAGCCAAGAGCCUCGUCAAUUUCGCCGCAGCUGUGGACGGGACUCAUAUCCCUCGACUGGUUGACACUUCACUCUUCCCCUACUGCGGGAGCUUAAUUGAUACUCGCACUCUAGAAAUUCACAAAGAUCAUGAUCGCAUACUCGAAGGGGGCGACUCCGCUGCCGAGACCCUCGCUAACUCCCUGACCGUCGAGUCCGCACGAGUCCCGGGCCGUACGCUGCACCGGAAAUUGCUGACAUCCUUCAAGCUACUCAUGCAUCCUAUGUACCUGGACACAAAUCACAAUUCGCUUACGGUGGUCCUUUCAACUCUAUAUGCAAACUAUCUAACCACCGCUAUGAAGAUGUAUCAGUAUAUGAGAUCGCUUCGGGGUCGAGCGCACCCUUCGUCCGAGGUGAUCAUUCGGAUUGUCCGAGAUACAACACAGCUCGCACAUCGACUCGUUCAGGGCAAAAGAUGCUGGGGUCAGCGAGAUGCAACCAUGGAAUCUUCGUCGCCCUCUGUAUGCACUGUGCAGCAUUCACAAGUUCAGUAUCUCGCAGCAGCGGCGUUCCGGUUUGUGUUGAGCCGCAAACAAACACGAUACACUCUUGCGUUGCGCUGGUUAGAACUGGUGUUGAAAGGCAGUCGGCCAAGAUCGGAUGCGAAGGCUAAGCGACUAGCACAAGUAGUACAGAAGGGAAACUUGAUGUAUGGUAGCUGGAGGUUUUGA